Molecule: messenger RNA, 1218 nt
Organism: Labeo rohita (rohu)
Lineage: Eukaryota; Metazoa; Chordata; Actinopteri; Cypriniformes; Cyprinidae
Gene: tfpia
Product: tissue factor pathway inhibitor a
Exons: 7
Coding region: 83-943 (286 amino acids)
Biological process (GO): negative regulation of peptidase activity
Cellular component (GO): extracellular region
Molecular function (GO): serine-type endopeptidase inhibitor activity
Source: RefSeq, a predicted model, not a curated record
CUAUUUGCAGCCACAAACUAAACUACAGCAUACUUACUACUCCACAUAACUCUGGGAACGUGUGAUUGCCUCGCCUGCUGGAAUGGCUCCAUUGUUGAACUGGUCAUGUAGAACGCUGCUCAUACUGCCUCUUAUUGGAAUAUGUUUCACAAAAUUGGCAAGAGCAGAUGGAGUGAGGUCUGAACUCCACAUAUUCCAUCACUCAUGCGCCCUGAAGAAAGACGAAGGGCCGUGCAAGGCAAUAAAGGAAAGGUUCUACUUUGACACUGACACAGGUCGCUGUGAGCACUUUGAAUAUGGAGGCUGCCAAGGCAAUGCAAACAAUUUCGAGACCCUGCAGGAAUGUGAAAAAAUGUGUCUUGUGAAAGAGAAUAAGAGUCCAUGCCUUCUGGAGGAUGAGCCGGGGCCAUGUCGAGGGCUGGUGCCUCGUUAUUUUUUUGAUUACAAGAGCCAGGAAUGCAAGCGAUUCUUUUAUGGUGGUUGCUUAGGGAAUGCCAACAACUUCAAGACCAUAAAACAAUGCCAAGAGAAAUGUCUAUCUGCCUCAAACCACAUGGAAAAAAAUGCUCCAUUUAAGCCAGAGGAAGAAGUAGUCAAACCCAAGACAGAACCUCUCGCUAAACAUGUUGAAGCUCCAUUGAAUGCAUCACAUUUGCCGCUGCGGAGAAUGUCCCAAACAUCUGCACAGGAAGCAGAUUUCAAUCCCCCAGAAUUCUGCUCGAGUCCAGUUGACCGGGGCGAUUGUGAUGGCUCUGAGAGGAGAUACGUGCAUAACCCCAGAACUGGGAGAUGCCAGAUGUUUCGCUACACUGGCUGUGGAGGCAACAAAAACAACUUUGUCCACAAGAGACACUGCAUGAAAACGUGCAUGAAAGAUCACAGCCGGAGGAGGCAAAUACGGAUAAAGACAAGAAACUCAAAUAUCUUAUUCCGAUCCGUUUAGGACAUAUAUUUUUCAUGAUACCAAAUCCUAAACCACUCUUUAGAGAGAAAAUAAGAAAGCAUGUGCUAGUACCUCGCUGACCCUACAUUGUUGUCAUGUACAUAAUUAUCACAGUUAAUGGAUUUUAAUCUGGGCUUCAUAUAUAAAGACAUUCUAUGUAUUUUAAGUGUAAAACAUAAUCUUGCACUCUAUAUCGUUUUAUGGGGAAAAAAGGAUUCACAUACUAAAUUACUCUAUGCAUUUCAUUAAAAAUUACUCUUAUGAUUUUUUUUUUU